Messenger RNA from Hemiscyllium ocellatum (epaulette shark), 1691 nucleotides. It is a transcript of the gene hax1, whose product is annotated as HCLS1 associated protein X-1. The record is from RefSeq and is a predicted model, not a curated record. NCBI's taxonomy places the organism in Eukaryota, Metazoa, Chordata, Chondrichthyes, Orectolobiformes, Hemiscylliidae. The transcript has 7 exons. The coding region runs from base 94 to 990 and encodes 298 amino acids. Gene Ontology annotation, biological process: regulation of actin filament polymerization; negative regulation of apoptotic process. Gene Ontology annotation, cellular component: sarcoplasmic reticulum; clathrin-coated vesicle; mitochondrion.
UGGGACGGCGGCGCCGCCAUGAGCUUGUUCGGUUUGUUCCGAGGCUUCUUCGGUUUCCCGGAGCGGGGCGGCGGCGGCGGCGGGGGGUGAGAGAUGGUUCAGGCAGCUUCAAAUACACCGGAGAGGUUUUUCCAGGGAAUGACACUGGAUGAUGAGGAUGAGGAGGAAGAUGAUGGGUUUUUCGGAGCUCGUCAGCGCGAUAUCUUUGGCUUUGGGCCUGGCGGCCGGCAUUUCGAUGGUGGGUUUUCCGGACUUUUGCGUGAGAUGGACGAACUUUUCAAAGGCAUUGGCAGCUGGGAGGUGCCCAACGGACAAUUUGAUUUCCCGGUGCUGGAGCCCCAUCCGUACGGAGGAGGCCAGCAGGAAGGGAGCAGGCGGAACCCCCGGGAUUUGAUGUUGAAGGAGCCGGACAGGGAUCACGCCGCAGGAAGUGGGGAGCAGCCUGACGCUGACCGGCGGGAUAGACCCACCCCCAAGGGGCCGAGUGGCGGACUCCUGAGCCCUUACAGAAGACCGUGGAAUCCACCCAGUGUGUUUGAGGAGAUGUGGGAGUCGUCAAGACGAGAGGAGUCGGCGAAAGAGGACAAUGACCUGGACUCCAGGGUGAACUCCGAAGGCCUGGAUAAGAUCCUGAAGCCCUCGGAGCCAAGGACCGGAUCCUACUUCAAGAGUGUGUCCGUGUCAAAGGUUGUCCUCCCUGACGGGAGCGUGGAGGAGCGCCGAGUGACCCGGGACGCCCAAGGCAACGAGGAGACCACGGUGACGCGGGCACAAGGCAAGCAGUCGUACACCACAGUGACCCGGCGCGACGCUCAGGGCAAGGAGGAAUGGACUGAAGAGAUGGUCAACAUGGAUGACAGUGACCGGCAGAGGUUCACAGAGCACUGGGAGCAGCGAGCAGGACAGGGCACCUCGAGCGAGCUGCGGCAAUUCGGUGACUCCCUGUCCUUCCUGGAUAAAUUACUGAAGGGAUUUUUCUCCAGCCGCUGAGCUGCACAGACAGCAGGAGGUGGCUUGGAAGAGGAGCAUCAUGGGAGAAGCAGAAAGAGACCACUGUUGGACUGGUGCUGUGUGUGUGUGUGUGUGUGUGUGUGUGUGUGUCUGUCCAUUUGUGACUGUGUGUGUGUGUCUGUCCAUGACUCUGAGCACUUUGUGUGUGUGUGUGUGUGUGUGUGUCACGGGACGUGAGAGAUUGCAGAGCCAGCAGCCGCAGUGGACAUCGGAUACACGUCGAUAGCGCAUAGACAAUUUGCUGACCGUCUUCUUGCUUCUGUUGGCAACCGAGUAGCGUUCUGUCUCUCUGAACACGCGCUGCACCGUGCUCAACAUCAUCAUGUUCCGCAGCUUCUGCGCGCUCCCCUGAAGUUCCAGAAGUCCUUCACCGUGCAAUGAAGUCAACACCAUUCACUUUGGGUUGAGCUCUUGCGGCCUGUCGUGAUUACGCACCACCCGCUGCUCUCUGGUCAGGGUUGUGUGUCUGUCUGAGACCCACUCUCCCGUCCAGAAAGCACUAUACAGGUGGGGGCCAAGGGGGCACUGAGCUGCCAGAGGGGUUGGGUGAGGGUGGGCGGGAAUUUUAAGCCCAUACCAUAGAGAUGUUCUCGCUGUCAAAUGUCAUGUUCUGGCUUUGAAUCUCAUACCAACCAGUGACUUGAUUUGAAUUCAAUAAAAAAAAAAUGUAGAGUUAAGAA